AUUAUUUUACUCCAAUUUUGUUCUGAUCUAAAGAAGAAAUUGUAUAUUUAUAAAUAGUUGAAGAAAUAUAAUUAUGUAAUAUAUAAAUCGUUAUUAUUUACAUUCUAUACUAGUCGUUAGAUCGUACUAAGAUGUAUUUAUAGAGUUAUUUUUUGUUAUCUAAAACUUUCUGUUUCUUCUGCGAGGAUGAAUUGUCUUUACAAAAAGAAAUAUAUAUAUUGUUUCCAUGUAGAAGUCGUUUUACAGAUGGCGCUGGAAAAACCUGUUUUUUUUACUUGUUACAGCUUAUAAAUUAAUAAGUCACAAUAUAUAGCGCCUUGUAGGCAACAAAAUCACUUAUCACGUUAAAUUCAUAAGUUGUAAUGUUCCUUUUUAAUAUACUAAAUUAAACUUCAUAGAUUAUUAAAAAAGAACUCUGAAAGAUUUAACAGAAAAUUAGUGAAUUUAUCAUUAUACGUACAUUAUAUACGUAAUUUGUGCUUAUCAGUAUUAUAUAAAAAUUGUCGUAUGAUAUUUUAUAAUUGCAAUUCUAACAUAAUAUGAGUCAGUUACUACUAUCAUUGUUCUUCAUUAGUCUCAUAAAUAAUAGUAUAUCAUGGAGGACUUUUAUGAGAGGUAGAAGCAAAUAUGGUAAUCUAGGUGUUCCAACUUUAUCUAAAGAUCAAGAACUUUCAAGCGAUGAAUGGUUUACACAGUUUUUAGAUCACUUUAAUCCAACUGAUGCACGUGUUUGGCAACAGAGAUAUUUUGUAAAUGGAGAGUAUUACAAGAAAGGUGGGCCAGUAUUCUUGAUGAUAAGUGGUGAAGCUGCAGCAGGUUCUAAAUGGAUGAAAGAAGGUCAAUGGAUUGAAUAUGCUAAGCAAUUUGGAGCAUUGUGCUUUCAAGUGGAACAUCGCUUUUAUGGGAAAAGUCAUCCUACUUCGGAUCUCAGUGUGAAGAAUUUAAUGUAUCUUUCAUCACAACAAGCACUUGCAGAUUUAGCUUAUUUUAUACAACUUAUGAAUAGUAAUUACAAACUACCAAAGGAUACCAAAUGGAUUGCAUUUGGAGGAUCAUAUGCUGGAUCAUUAGCUGCAUGGUUGCGUUCUAAAUACCCACAUUUAAUACAUGGAGCUGUUUCUGCAAGUGGUCCUUUAUUAGCAGAAAUUGAUUUUCAGGAAUAUUAUGUUGUUGUUGAGAAUGCUCUCAAAGAAUAUUCUGAGGAAUGUGUAAAUACAAUAAUAAAGGCAAACCAACAAUUUCAUAUAAUGUUACGUCAUCCUAUUGGCCAACAAGGAAUAGCUAAAAAAUUUGUUUUAUGUGAUCCUAUUGAUUCUGGACACACUAAAAGUAAUGAUAUCUCGAAUUUGUAUGAAACAAUAGCAAGUAUCUUCGCCGGUAUUGUACAAUAUAACAAAGACAAUCGUAAUAAUUCCGCAAUGGCUAAUCUCACUAUCGAGAGCGCCUGUAACAUUUUAACAAAUGAAACAUUAGGUAUAGCUGUCGAUAGACUUGCAAUUUUAAGCACCAAAAUGUUGAAUGCAUCAGGAGAAAAGUGUUUAGAUUAUAUGUAUAGCAAAAUGAUUCAUAAACUUCGAAACGUAACGUGGGCUAGCGAAGAAGCAGAAGGAGGGCGUCAAUGGACGUACCAAACGUGUACAGAAUUUGGAUUCUUUCAAACUUCAACAGCACGCCCUAAUUUAUUUAGUGAAACUUUCCCAGCAGAUUUCUUUGUGCAACAAUGUGUUGAUAUAUUUGGUCCAAGGUACAAUAUUCAUUUGUUGAACUCGGCAAUCAAUAGAACAAAUAUUUUAUAUGGAGGAUUAGAUUUGAAAGUAACAAAUGUAGUAUUUGUACAUGGAUCAACUGAUCCUUGGCAUGUUUUGGGAAUAACAAAGUCACCAAAUCGGCAAAUGCCUGCUAUUUAUAUUAAUGGUACUGCUCACUGUGCUAACAUGUAUCCUCCCUCCAAAAAUGAUCCACCCCAAUUGAAAGCUGCCAGAGUAGAGAUCGGACGUUUAAUAUAUCAAUGGUUGCAUAGUUAAUUGUGAUAUCCUUAACGCUUUAUGUGAUACAACCGACUGCUCAAUAAUAAGUAGAUUUUUAUUUUUUUUAUAAAACAAUGAUGCGUUACAAGAAUUAAAUUUAUUUCAAUAAGUUUUUGAACAAUUCAUAUUUUCAUUUAUGAAUUUCUGUGGAACAAUUAUUAUUAUUAUACUACGUGAAUAUUUUUAAUUCGAAUAAAAUUCGUGCAUUAUUAAUACUAAAACUAAUUACGUAGACUUACUAAAAAUAUACGAGUGUUUGUCAUUCUGUGUUUAUAUUAAACCACAAGAAUAUAUAGAUACAAUUAAACAAGUUUGCCCGUAAUGGCACUAUUACAAUUUCCUGUGGAUUACUGAGAUAUCAAAUAAAUACAUGUACAUACGAACUUACUAUGAAUAUCUUACGUCAGUCAACGAAUAAAUACAUAUCAUCUAUUAAUCAUGUAUGUUUUUAUUCUCGACGAGCAUGCGAAGAAACUGAUUGGAAAUAAUACUAGACAUAAAUAAUUCGUUAAGAUAUCGUAAAAUCUACAAAAACAGAUCCAACAUGAGUUUUAACACGCGUACAUUGUCUUAGAAUGAGCACCAUAACUAAAUGAAUUUUGAUUCCGAAAUGGAUAACGUUGGCCUUUCCUUAAUGAUACCAUCUUCGAAUAUCGCUCCGCUAUGAGAAAUUUGUUCGAUCCCCUUAAGGCAAGGCCAAAGUGCCCAUAACAGAUGCUGAUCUUACCGAGUGUACGAUUUUCAUAAAAUAUAUCAUAUUACUGUAAUCAAAUAUUCUUAUAAUAAUUUAUAUAAAAUGAAAAUUAUUAGAAUUCGUUUGAUCAGUAAUUAUAUAAUAUAUAUUACUCUCUCAUUUUUUUUGGCAUAUCCUUCGAUCAACUUGUGAUCCUCCGCAUUCACAACUUUCAUCUCUGGUUUACGCUACUGCAGUACACGGUAUUUACAUUAACAAGAUAAUCGUAGAUAAUUUAUUGUAUAACAGAACAAUAAAUGUAGGAUGAAUUAGUUCUUUUUAUUUGUCGUUCACGGUUCAAGAUUCUCCUACGCAACGUUUGAAUCGUUCACCACGUUCUUUUAAAUUCCCAUUGUAAAUGGGUUUAUUUAUUAAUAGAUUAUGUUCAUAAAUGGCAAAACGGAGUGGAUAAUGAUUUUAUUUUUCAUCAAAAUGUUUGCGAAAAUGUACAUCCAUAUUCUAUCCAUCUCAAAGAUAUUUUAAGAUAGAUAGGCUUUUGUAUUGAAGAAAAAAAAAAAAGAAUAGAAG
This is a messenger RNA of Heterotrigona itama, 3288 nucleotides long. The record is from the annotation of a GenBank genome assembly. NCBI's taxonomy places the organism in Eukaryota, Metazoa, Arthropoda, Insecta, Hymenoptera, Apidae.